Molecule: messenger RNA, 2478 nt
Organism: Babesia microti strain RI
Lineage: Eukaryota; Apicomplexa; Aconoidasida; Piroplasmida; Babesiidae
Product: conserved Plasmodium protein, unknown function
Exons: 6
Coding region: 1-2478 (825 amino acids)
Source: RefSeq, a predicted model, not a curated record
AUGGUCGAAGGAUUUUCCACUGGAUUAACUGAAAGCAGUCAACCCAAUAAAACUUGUGAUAAUUUUUUGUGCAAACAUGUGGAUUUCGUUAAGCGAAAUUUUGUAGAAGGUGUGCUGCGCAUAUCACACAACGAAGUGCUGCAAUCUGCGCUGGAUAUUUGUUACAUUCCAGGGUGCAGUGCGGCAAAAAUUUUGGCAUUGCCUAAUGAUAUGGGUGAACCUCCAAUAAAAACUGUUUCUCCUAUCAAUUUUAUUGGCAUAGGUCUCAAGACAAACCAAUGUAUUAAAUCCCUUCUAGACAAAUGGUAUAUUGCGUAUUUGCCCAUCAACUUCAAUUCUAUGGGACAUGACUUGUAUAACAUUUCUAUGCGCCUCGUUGACAUAAUUGGCACGGGCUCACUGUUCAAAAGUGGUGUGAUUGAUAAAUCUUAUCAAUUGCCCUGGCAUAGUCAAUCUUCAAUAUUCACAACACCUAGCUGUGCUUACGCGGGGUUAGAUGAACUGGCUAGUAUGAUUGAUUAUCCGAAACUCAGAUGCAAACUACAGCUUGUGAUCCAAGUGCUAGAGCAGCCAGGAACUUAUAGCGUAAGUAAGCGCAGUCUUUACUAUGAAACACACGCAGACAGAGGAAAGGAUAAGCAUUUUUUAGACAAUGAAAUAGAAUGGCAUAGUACUAGUAUAGAUACAAUUAUACCAUUGCGAUUGUUGGUACGAAUUUUGCCCCAAAAUGCGCAAACUUUUGCACAAAAGAAUAGUCUUAGACUGCAAUUAUCCAUACCUAGAUCCAACGAGGUUAUUCAAAGUGGUGUCAAGCUGUCUGGUAAAACUGGGUCAGAUAAAUCUCAAAUUUUGAACUUAUACUUAUCAAUACCUGUAUACUCUGGUGAAUUAGGAUUGGAGCUAGUUAGGGAGGAACCAUUCACCAAGCUUAAAGGUUGUAUCAAAAACAACGAAGUGUGCUUACGAUGGUAUACAUGUAUUACCAAUUGCGUAAAUGUCGUGGAUUAUGUAUUAACAAAUUGCAUACGUUCUGAUGGGUUGGAAAAGGGUAUAUCAUUGGAAGAUCCUCAAUAUGGAGUUUUAGGAUUUUGUCUCCCAUGGUGUAGCGAACAAAAUCGAAUUUUAUUCUACUUCAAAUCACUGCUCAACUCGCGGCAUGUGGAAUGGUCACCUAAUGAAAAGAUUUGGAAAGUACCAUCAAUACAUAUUUAUACAGUUGCCAAGUUUGUCCAGUAUUUGGGGGGGUCAAUUGAUCCAUCUGUAGAAUCUCAUGUCGCAGCAUACAUAAGCAAACUAAAAGGCAAAGCUGUGAAUGCUUAUGAAGAGUUGUGCAGCACUGGCGUGUGGAAAUAUACGCACAUACUUUUGGCAUCGAAGAAUAAAUAUCAACAGCUAAAUUUUAGCUUCUACCCCUUUGACAAACGAAUUGUAGAGCUGGCUAAGAGUUGUAAAAUGAAGUGGAAUCAGAAUGGUAAUUUAUGGGAGAUGCAAUUGGUGCAAUUACCUCAGUUAAUAUCGCAUUUAAAACGCAGUUUCGAAACAAUCCUUCCACAUGGCAAAUUGGACGCUAUAGCAGCUCAGUUUGGAGUCAAAAUUCACAAAACAAAUAGUAGCAUUUCAAAGCAUACCCUCAACUAUGUUAGUGUCGAUAAGGUUGCUAAUAGUACUAGGAACACAAUUAAACGAGAGAGAAAUGAAGUGACAUGCAUAUUAAUAACAGCUGCAGGUAAAGAGCCACAUCUACAUCGCAUCGUAUCUAAAAUUGUGAGUGUCAUUUGCACAAUUUCUCCUCCAGCUUCUAGCAUAGAUGACUGUGGCAAUAUAGUAACUGGCGGGCCUGGUACCGGGGGGAUAAAGUUUAUCCAGUCGCCCAGAGGAAUUGAAGAAUGGAACCAAAUAAGCUUCUGCGUCAUCCCAUCCGGAGAACGCAUUGAUGAUCUGCUUUCUAAAUACGAUAUAAAUAUCUUAUGCUCACUUGUUGGCGAAGUAUUCAUUUUCACAGAAAAAGCAUUAGAUUGGUUGCUAAGUAAUUGUGAAAGAUGGCCAGAUCCUAGUGAUUCAAUUAGGUACAAGCAUUGGAAUGAAGUAAUGUUGGAAAAUGAGGGGGCGUUGUGGGAUGGGAACAAUUUUAACUCUCGGCAACAACUGGCACAGGAACGUCUAUUUUGCGAUGAGGAAUUUCACAUUGUGGGUGAAAGGAAUGAUCCGACAGUUAGAUUGUGCACACUUUUGAUCCAAUUAGGGAAUGGAAAACUUGUAUCCAACCCAAAGCACGCCGAAUAUGUUGUAAUCACAGAUAGCAAGUCAGAUGAUGCCAUGUUAAUGAAAAGCAAAUUUUGGAAGAAUGAUGAAGAUAUAAUUUCCAGAACGCACGGCGCGAGGCAUUCGACACUUGUAACGCCAAAAUUCAUCUAUGACUGUAUCACUACUUGGAAGUUACAGCGACCUAGUAGGGGGCAGAAGCAUUUGGCAUUUUAA